Molecule: messenger RNA, 1023 nt
Organism: Aspergillus terreus NIH2624
Lineage: Eukaryota; Fungi; Ascomycota; Eurotiomycetes; Eurotiales; Aspergillaceae
Exons: 1
Coding region: 1-1023 (340 amino acids)
Source: RefSeq, a predicted model, not a curated record
AUGUGUCCGUCCAACACAAAGAGCAGUGGACAAUAUGAUGAAGGCACGAAGAAUGUCGGUUACCAUGGCUUGUGCCUUCUAUGUGUCCUCUUCAUAGUGCAAGUGGCACUAGGAACUACAAUCACUGCACUUGCAGCAAAAGGAUACCAUCCUAUGUCUACAAUUACAGCUUUGGCCGGGACCAAUACAGGUGUCGUUGCUUUGGUGAUCGUGUUACAGCCCUUCUACCAGAGAAGGAAGGAAAACAAAAACCAACGGGACGAAGAGUCAGUGCUUCCCGGCUGGGCGGAAAUUGAUAGUCUCGAACGACACCUCGGCGCGCAGAUUUGUAGCCUUAAACUACACCUCAGCGCGCAAAUGGAAAGUCUCGAACGACAUCUUCGCAGACAGUUCCAACGACACCCCAACGGGCAGAAUAAUAACCCGCGAGAAAAAUACAAAAACAAGGCCGAUAAUAUUCUGGAACAUAUAGAGGACUUCAAACAGGACCUUCAACAUCAGUUUGAUAUCUACCAACACGAUCUUGGGGCGCAGCUCCACCACUUGAAAAAAGUGCUCCAAGUAAAGAUCGGUACUUUCGAACAAGGCAUUCGCGCGCAGAUCCAUAACUCCCAAUAUAACCUGCAAGAGCCGAUCUAUAACGACCAACAAGAACUCUGGGUGCGGAUCAUACCUUUUAAAAAGAGGCUCCAAGAAACGAUCAGUCAAGUCCUCCAAAGGCAGAUUCAUGUCCUUCAAGACAUUCGCGCACAGAUCGAUGGUAUUCAACCGAUUUCCGAUACACAGUCGAUUAAUAAAAUCAAACAAGACGUCCUCGACGACAUACAAAAACUCCUGGAAGGGAUCAAGCGAGAAGUCCCCGCGGAGGACUUCAAAAAUCUUAAUAGCCUUCUAGAGGAGAUCGAUAAACUCCUCCGCCUCCAAGAGGAGAUCAGCAAAAACCUCCAGAGCUUUCGCAAGAUAAUCGAUUCUAUAGAAAGCAAAAUGGAUUGGGGAUUCCUAUGUGGUCGCAACCCUCUUUAA